Molecule: messenger RNA, 1345 nt
Organism: Cannabis sativa
Lineage: Eukaryota; Viridiplantae; Streptophyta; Magnoliopsida; Rosales; Cannabaceae
Product: transcription factor bHLH52-like
Exons: 2
Coding region: 198-1142 (314 amino acids)
Biological process (GO): regulation of DNA-templated transcription
Molecular function (GO): protein dimerization activity; DNA-binding transcription factor activity
Source: RefSeq, a predicted model, not a curated record
AGGGGCAUGGUAUGCGGUUAUACUAAUCCCUAUACUUUCUCAGGUCACAACUACCCACUUCCCACGUCUUUCGCUAUCUCUCUCUUAUUUAUACAUCGUAUAUCUCUCUCUGUCUUUCACACUCAUCAUUUGUAAAAUCACUACUCUGUAAAUUCUACUCCUCACUUACCUUAGUUAGUAUAUACUAUACAGCUCCAAUGGCUUUAACCUUCUGCUCUAACAACUUCCCACCUUGUUAUCCCAAUUCCCACCACCAAAAUCUCAUAAACCCAGAUACUGUCGUUUUUCCACAAACAAAGAAACAAAGAUCAUCAUCCACAUUGUCUUUUUUAUCAAACACCUACUCUUUCACUACCAAUCAUAAUGUGGAUCCCCUCACUCUUCAUCCUCCUCAACCAUUGUUCUUCUCCAACCCAACAAACCCAACAAAUCACAACCCUUUCUUCUCCUCACCCCAACCCCCAUAUUCCCCCUUCCAAUAUGAUUAUUACUAUGAUCAUCCUAAUACUAACAAUAAUCUCGAUUAUUCGGGACCUGGCUUUCCAUCUGAUCAUCCAGAAAUGGAGUUCUUCAUCAAUAGCAAUGAGCCUUAUUAUGCUAACAGCGAUGAUCCUAAUCAACACAUUGACGAUCAACUACUACUGGCUCCUUUAUUACCCGAACAAGUAGCCGUUGCUGAUAAUUACCUUGAUCAGAAUCAGCAAGUGAUGAUGAUUAAUAACAACAAUAUUUAUAGCGAGACCGCCGCUGAGAUGGUAAUCACUGGUGCUGAUCAUGUUAGUGAGUUGAAGAGGAGGAGCAGCAGCAGCAGUAAGGUGGUGUCGCCGCAGAGUAUGGCGGCUCGAGAGAGGAGGAGGAAGAUAGCAGAGAAGACACAAGAGUUGGGGAAACUCAUUCCUGGUGGGAAUAAGAUGACCACUGCUGAAAUGUUCCAAGCUGCUUCUAAAUAUGUACACUUUUUAAAGGCACAGAUUUCAGUUCUUCAGGAGAUGGGUAAAGAAGAAGUAUUGAAGCUCAAAGAGCUUGAGGUGUUAACAUCCCCCAUUGUUCAAGAGAGAUUGUACUCAGAAGAGAAGUGUUUGGUUCCAAAAGGAUUCAUCGGACGAUCUACCCAUAAUCAAACCAAUAUUAUCACAUCAUGAUGAGAGACUGGCUUUCAAACAUAUCAAUCUACCUACCUAGCUAAGAUAACAUGUCCUCACUAAUUUUCUUGUUUUGUUUAUUGUUGUAUUAAUUCUUCCCUGUAUUUUUUAUUAGUACUUAGCUAGAGAUAAUCUAAUUUUUCAAGCCAAACAAAAAUUGAUGAUCUAGUUUAGUAUAUAUUUUAUCUAAUUUCUUUUGAUCA